Molecule: messenger RNA, 1250 nt
Organism: Brassica oleracea var. oleracea
Lineage: Eukaryota; Viridiplantae; Streptophyta; Magnoliopsida; Brassicales; Brassicaceae
Product: COP9 signalosome complex subunit 6a
Exons: 9
Coding region: 55-1011 (318 amino acids)
Biological process (GO): protein deneddylation
Cellular component (GO): COP9 signalosome
Molecular function (GO): protein binding; metallopeptidase activity
Source: RefSeq, a predicted model, not a curated record
CAUCGAAAGAGACCAACGAGGAGUCGAGAGAGAGAUAGAGAGAGGGAGAGAGCAAUGGCACCUUCGUCGUCGAGCGGUUUGACCUUCAAGCUCCAUCCUCUAGUAAUCGUCAACAUAUCGGAUCACUACACCAGGGUCAAGACUCAGCUAAACCCUCCGCCUUCAGUCUGCGCAACCGAGAACGCCUCCUCCAACAACGGCGAAGCAAUGUUGCAGCCGAACCCUAGGGUUUACGGAUGCGUGAUCGGCGUCCAGAGAGGCCGCACUGUGGAGAUCUUCAACAGCUUCGAGCUUUUGUUCGAUCCUUCGACUGAAACCCUCGAUAGGUCCUUCCUCGAGAAGAAGCAAGAGCUCUACAAGAAAGUGUUCCCUGACUUCUACGUGUUGGGAUGGUACUCUACGGGGAGUGACGCUGAGGAGUCUGAUAUGCUUAUCCACAAAGCCUUGAUGGAUAUCAAUGAGUCUCCCGUUUAUGUGCUUCUUAACCCGGCAAUCAAUCACGCACAGAAGGAUCUCCCAGUUACCAUUUAUGAAAGUGAGUUGCAUGUCAUUGAUGGAAUCCCACAGCUCAUUUUUGCUCAUACAAGCUACACAAUCGAGACAGUUGAAGCUGAACGGAUAUCAGUCGAUCAUGUUGCACAUCUCAAACCGUCUGAUGGAGGCUCAGCAGCAACCCAGUUGGCUGCUCAUCUUACUGGGAUACAUAGUGCCAUCAAAAUGCUUAAUAGCAGAAUCAGAGUGCUCCACCAGUACCUUGCAGCUAUGGAGAAAGGUGAUAUUCCUUGUGAAAACUCACUUCUGAGACAAGUAUCUAGCCUGCUAAGAAGGUUGCCUGCCAUGGAAUCAGAGAGGUUUCAUGAUAACUUUUUGAUGGAGUACAACGACAAAUUGCUAGUAACUUACCUAGCAAUGAUUACAAAUUGUACCAGCACCAUGAACGAGAUGGUGGACAAAUUCAACAUUGCGUAUGACAGAAACGCUCGAAGAGGUGGAAGAACUGCGUUCAUGUAAAAGUGUUUUUUUCCAGCAGAUUCAAGCUGAAAAAUAUCUUCUUCUUUUUUUUGCGUUUGCCUCGGAGCUAAUCUAUAAAUGAGUCUUAGUCUUCCUCGUGAUUGUUUCUAUCUAUGUACGAAGCUUCUCCGUACUGAAAACUCUUGUUUGAUUUUUUCCAAAUUUCCAUUGUUAGUAAAAAGAUUUUUACGGUUGAAGCUUUGUAAACUUUUGUUACACUUGGGUUAUGUGUUGAAUUA